AUGCAAAACGAUUUUCUUCUACCCACCGCAAGUGAUCUGCGCUUUAUGCAGAGUUCCACUUCUUCGUUCCCUUCUUCUAUUAGUAGCGCCUCUUCUACUAGUUCAACUAGGUCGGACGCGCAAAGCGCUCCACCUGAGUUAACUCAGUUAUUUGAUGCCAUCUGCCAAAAUAGCGCGGAGUUGCUUCGACUCAGAGGUAGAGAAUUACCUACCGAGUGGAACAUAGCAGAUCUUAUUCAGGCUGUUAUGGGAGACGAGGCUCUUCAAAUUCCAGGACACCUUCAAGCUACCUAUUACGAUGUUCUUUUAAGGGGGUCUUCGAGUUGGCUUUUAGAAGAUCUCUCGAAUUUUCUAGAUUUAACCUACAAUGUCCUCUAG
This is a messenger RNA of Capsicum annuum, 378 nucleotides long. NCBI's taxonomy places the organism in Eukaryota, Viridiplantae, Streptophyta, Magnoliopsida, Solanales, Solanaceae. The record is from the annotation of a RefSeq genome assembly.